Apis florea (little honeybee) is the source of this 1813-nucleotide messenger RNA. Its product is annotated as nucleolar pre-ribosomal-associated protein 1. The record is from RefSeq and is a predicted model, not a curated record. NCBI's taxonomy places the organism in Eukaryota, Metazoa, Arthropoda, Insecta, Hymenoptera, Apidae. Gene Ontology annotation, cellular component: nucleolus. Gene Ontology annotation, biological process: maturation of LSU-rRNA from tricistronic rRNA transcript (SSU-rRNA, 5.8S rRNA, LSU-rRNA); maturation of 5.8S rRNA from tricistronic rRNA transcript (SSU-rRNA, 5.8S rRNA, LSU-rRNA).
UUCAAAUAAUUAUAUUAUUUUAGAUGAAUGUGCAAAAUCAAUUUUUACUCAUCCUAUUAUUUUGUAUUAUUUUUCUCCAUUUUAUCAAAAAAACAUUUUAAAAACUAUGAUGACUUUUAUGCUUAUUGAUAUUUGUAAUGUAAUAAUUGCUUUAUUUAAAGAAUAUAAUAUAAAAAAUUUAUUUUUUCAUUUCAAAAAUAAAUUACUAAUACAACUAUAUAAAAUGAUAGACAAAAAAGAAAAAGAUGAAAAAAUAAUAAUAUUGAUAUGAUCAUUACUUUGUUAGAGAUAUUACAACUGACAUCAAAAGAUAUUGUCUGUUUAUUAAAAAGAUUAGUAAAAUUGGAGAGUAUUAUAUUUAUUUCAAAUGAUAAAAAUUUAUCAAUAUAUGGAUAUGUAGUUCCGAAACUCUUACAAAUAAUUAAUAACAACGAAAUGAAAUCCGAACGAAAUAUAUUUUUUGAAUUGAAUGCAGAAUUCAUUAAAGAUCUAUGUUUGCAUUUAUUAUUUUUAAAAUCAAAUUUAAUUAUGAAUUGUGAAAUAUGGGAAAUAGCAUUAUAUGAAUAUUUUUUAAAUUUUUCGUUCAAUAUUGGUGGCAUUGAUAUUAAUAUUUUUACAUCAUUAUUAUCAACAAAAAUGACAAAUACAACUGUAAAUUUAAUUUCACUUCUUAUUAAAAAAAAUAUAAAGUUUAUACCCAUUUUUGUAGAAUAUAUAACAAAAUCUAAAAAUAUAGAAAGAGGUAAUAUUGUAUUACCUAUAGUUGCAAGUAAUUUAAAUUUUAAAUGGGAUUUAGAUUUUUUACAAAAUUUGAGAAAAUAUUAUGAAAUUGAAAUAAUAUCUUAUUUGUGUAAUCCAAAAGAUACAAAAUCUUGGAUAGAAGAAAAUGUUAUUGCAAUUUGUUAUUUAAUUAAAACCACAUUUUGUUUUAAAAAAUGUCAUGAUAUAUGUGAUAUUAUUUUACAAAUUGGUGAUAAAUUAGAUAUGAUAUCUAUACAAUAUAUACAAAUUCUCCAAAGUAUAUAUAAUAAAUCUGCUGUCUCAGAAAUGGAGAAUGAAAAAUUGAUCAUGAAUUUGACACAAAUUUUUCUUCAUAUAAUUACUGUAACUUUAAAAAAAGAAUCUAAAAAUAUUCAAAAACUUCAAAUUCUUUGUGAAGUUUUAAAUGAUGCUAUUAAACAUUUAAAAAAUAAAAGAAAAGAUUUUAGAUUUGAAGCAUUAAAUUGUAAUCAUUCAUGGACACAAUUUAUACGAUUUUCUUUAAAAUUUGGUCUAAAAGAAAUGAAAAAUAAUAAAGAAUCAGUGAAAAUAUUAAAAACAUUAAGUGCUUUAUGUGAUAUUGCAUAUGAAAAUAACAGUAAUGAUGAACAUGUCAAAAUUUUGUUUGAAAUGGCAACUUCUCAUUCAGAAUUUAUUAAUAUUAUGUUGGAUUCAUCAGAUACUAAAAGUAAGAUAUUAAUAAGAGAUUUAGUAGAGUUGUUAUGGAUUCUUAUGCAAAAAAAUAAAAUAGUUAUGAUACCGACCCAUAUACCUGUUUAUUUAGCAGCAUAUAAUGCUACUUUAAGUGAAGCUGAUCAAUUCAUUUUACUUAUUUUACAAUAUUAUGAAAGUAAUAAUAUUAAUAUUUCUGAAUAUCAGCCAUAUGUAUGGGGAAAUACGGCUGCGACAUAUUACAGUGUGAAAAAUGAUACAUAUACUUCUUUAUGGAGGGAACCAUCUAUUAUUCAAGUUUUAAGUUUAUUUGAGGAAAAUAUAGUAAACAAUACUAUAAAGAAUAUCCUAUAGAUAGAGCUUUGAAGAAUAAUGAAUUAUA